Carassius carassius (crucian carp) is the source of this 1030-nucleotide messenger RNA. It is a transcript of the gene rchy1, whose product is annotated as ring finger and CHY zinc finger domain containing 1. The transcript has 8 exons. Gene Ontology annotation, biological process: ubiquitin-dependent protein catabolic process; protein ubiquitination. Bases 107 to 889 code for a protein of 260 amino acids. The record is from RefSeq and is a predicted model, not a curated record. Lineage: Eukaryota; Metazoa; Chordata; Actinopteri; Cypriniformes; Cyprinidae. Gene Ontology annotation, molecular function: ubiquitin protein ligase activity; zinc ion binding. Gene Ontology annotation, cellular component: nucleus.
GGAAAUUGGAAGGCCAUUCAGAAUGAUCCCAAAGGAAAUGCAGCCAAAUGCAAAUAUCCGCCCCAAAAGAGUCUCCGGAUACAUGUCACCAUAGCCUACAGUAGAGAUGCUAACCUGGAACGAGAAAUUAAUGGCGCCCUGCUGUGGGAAGUUUUAUGUCUGCAGACUCUGUCAUGAUGGUGAAGAGGACCAUCAGAUGGACCGAUUCAAGGUCCGAGAGGUCAAAUGUGCUGCAUGCAACACUAUACAAGAGUCUCAACAGAUAUGUAAAGAGUGUGAAGUGAAGUUUGGGGAGUAUUACUGUGGCGUUUGCCAUCUCUUUGAUAAAGACAAGAAGCAGUACCACUGCCAGCCCUGCGGGAUAUGCAGAAUUGGCCCAAGAGAGAAAUACUUCCAUUGUACAAAGUGCAAUCUGUGUUUAGUGACUGAUCUUAAAGACAAUCACAAGUGUGUUGAGAAUGUCUCUAGGCAGAACUGCCCUGUAUGUAUGGAGGACAUCCACACGUCCAGAAUAGGGGCUCAUGUGCUCCCCUGCGGUCAUCUGCUACACAAAACAUGCUUCGAGGACAUGUUCAGAACUGGAGCUUACUGCUGUCCUCUGUGUAUGCAUUCAGCCUUCAACAUGAAGGAGUUCUGGGAAGAGAGAGACAAGGAGAUUGCCCAGACUCCCAUGCCCACAGAGUACCAGGACACUACAGUCAAAAUCAUAUGCAAUGACUGCCAGGCGCGCUGCACUGUCUCUUUCCACGUGUUGGGCAUGAAGUGCAGCUCCUGUGGCUCUUACAACACUGCGCAGGACGGCGGGCUGAUCACGGCCCCUCCUGUAGACGCACAACAGUCUGCAGAACAGACACUUGAAGAACAGCCCAACACAGAGCACCACGAGUGACGUUUAUGAUCAGAAAUCAUCUCUCAAUUAAACUUUUAUAGAACUGAUAUAUAGAAUACAAGCUGUCCUCUCUUACUGCUCCUCUCUCAAGUCUGUAGAACUGCUCUUAUUUUUCUUGCUUGAUUAAAAAGGAUAAGAACA